Molecule: messenger RNA, 11191 nt
Organism: Cherax quadricarinatus
Lineage: Eukaryota; Metazoa; Arthropoda; Malacostraca; Decapoda; Parastacidae
Gene: Myo10A
Product: Myosin 10A
Cellular component (GO): cytoskeleton; myosin complex
Molecular function (GO): cytoskeletal motor activity; protein binding; ATP binding
Source: RefSeq, a predicted model, not a curated record
GUGAAGUUAAGUUAGUCAGGUGUCGCUGGUUGGUGGGGGUGGUGCUCGUGCUUCCUGCUAUACUUGAUCCAUGGAUAAAGUGCGUUUUUACACCCGGCACACUAGUGUUACUGCAGUAUAGUGUCUGGAGGUAGUCGCAGGGGUGGAAAUACGCACCCAUAAGUCUCAUUCUGAGGAGCUGCGCUGCUGCUACGGGUCUAGCACUUCCCCUGAGGAGGUGAUCUGCAUGGUUAGAAAGAGAGCUUCUGAUGUCCAGACUACACACUUCUGGCGAGGCAGCAGUCAGUUUACUGAUACCAGGAUGGGGUGGCGCUGACCUGACCUCUCUUGACCUCCACAAUAUCCAUACCUGAGCUCCCUUCUCCCACUCCACCAAAAGUACCAGUCAUGGAGUACGAGAAGGGGGACCUGGUGUGGUUUGACCCCGGGCUGGGCUACGUGCUGCCGGGCGAGGUCAUGGAGUUCCACAGAGCAGGUCAGGUCAUCACCGUGCAAGCCGUCAUAGGUGGCAAGACUCAGGUCUUCACGCUCACUAAUGUCUCGUCAGUACGUCGACGUCAAGACCUGGGACCAAGCGGCGUGGAAGACAUGAUCAGUCUAUCGGAUCUGAACGAGGCGUCGCUGCUGUGGAACCUCAAGAUCAGAUACGACAAGGAAAUGAUUUAUACAUACACGGGCAGCAUCCUGGUAGCGGUCAACCCGUACCGCAUGUUCGACAUAUAUGGGCUGGACACUGUCAAAAAAUACGAGGGCCAGAUCUUGGGCACCUUACCCCCCCACAUCUUCGCCAUUGGGUCUGCAGCGUACUCGCGCAUGAGCAAGGACUCCAACAACCAGUGUGUGGUAAUCUCUGGAGAGUCCGGCGCUGGCAAGACCGAAUCGACCAAGCUGAUCAUGCAGUACCUGGCGGCCGUCAACAAGUCCCAGAGUAACCUUAUCACUGAGCAGAUCCUUGAAGCCUCUCCACUUCUCGAGUCCUUCGGUAACGCCAAGACCAUCAAAAACGAUAAUUCCUCCAGGUUUGGCAAGUACCUGGAGGUCUACUUCAAAGACGGGGUGAUCACGGGAGCCAAAAUCACCGAGUACCUUCUGGAGAAAUCUCGCAUAGUGACACAAGCGCACGAGGAGAGGAACUAUCAUGUCUUCUACGAGCUCCUUGCUGGACUACCUGAGGAACGUAAGGCCAAGUACGGCCUCACCUCAGCCGACAAGUACUUCUACCUUAACCAGGGCGGAAGCUGUCAGUUGGAGGGCAAGUACGACGCUGAGGACCUGCAGGCGCUACUCUCAGCCAUGCAAGUGCUGGGAUUCUCCUCUGACGAGCAGGACACCAUCUUCAGGAUUCUCGCAGCUGUGCUGCACCUGGGCAACAUCUACUUCCACCGCAAGCAGCUGCGGCACGGGCAGGAAGGUGUGGAGAUCGGCAGUGAAGCAGAGAUCAAGUGGGCCUCCCACCUGCUCCAGAUUGAUAACGUUGGCAUCAAGAGAGCUCUUACUACCAAGAUAACUGAGGCGAGAAACGAGCGGGUGUUCACGCCCCUAAACAUCGACCAGGCCCUGGACGCCCGCGACGCUGUGGCUAAGGCACUCUACUCCUCCCUCUUCUCGUGGCUCGUCCGUCGUAUCAACCAGAUCAUCCACAAGGGCUCUAGGAAGACCCAUAUCUCCAUUCUCGAUAUUUUUGGCUUCGAGGUCUUCAAGGAAAACAGCUUCGAGCAACUAUGCAUCAACUACGCCAACGAGAAGCUGCAGUUUCACUUCAAUAAACACAUCUUCAAGUUAGAGCAGCAGGAGUACGCUAAGGAGAAGAUAGAAUGGCAGAACAUUGACUUUCAGGACAACCUGCCGGUGAUCGAGCUGGUGGCCCGCAAGCCUGUAGGUAUUCUUCACCUGCUGGACGACGAGAGUAACUUUCCCAAGGCCACUGACCACUCCUUCCUCGAGAAGUGUCACUACAACCAUGCACUCAACGAGCUCUACUCCAGACCGAGGAUGUCCUCCAUGGAGUUCGGCAUCAAGCACUACGCUGGGCAGGUUUGGUACAGUGUUGAGGGCUUCCUCGACAAGAACAGAGAUACACUCCGAAAUGAUGUUGUUGAGCUCCUCAUCUCCUCUAAACAUGCCAUGUUGUCAGAGAUGUUCUUGGACGUGCGACUGCUGUCUGAGAACAAGACUUUGACCAAAGCCAAUGGUCGCUUCGUUACCAUGAAACCCAGGACGCCCACCGUCUCCGCCCGUUUCAAUGAUUCUCUCACCCACCUCAUGGAUGGCAUGGCUAAGUGCAACCCCUGGUUCGUGCGUUGCAUUAAACCCAACAACGAGAAAGCCCCACUGAAGUUGGACAUGCCAUGCGUGCUGGAGCAGCUCAGGUACUCUGGCAUGCUGGAGACUAUAAAGAUUCGUCAGCAGGGCUUUCCUGUACGCAUGCGCUUCAACCUCUUCGCUGAGCGGUACCGAUGCCUCGUACCCGGCCAGGUACCUAGGGGAGCGCCGUCGAAGGAGAUCUGCCGGGUGGUACUUGAUCGCAUGUCUCGGGGUUCCCGCGGCACCUUCCAGUUGGGUACCACAAAGAUCUUCCUGCGGGAGGCGUUGGAGCAGACGCUGGAGCAGGAGAGGUACAAGAGGCUCUCCCACUCCGUCAUCACCCUCCAGAGACACGUCCGCGGAUACCUAGCUCGCAGGAGGUAUCGUGCACAGCAGCGCAGCGCAGUCAUGAUGCAGGCGAUGGUGCGCAUGUGGCUGGCGCGCCGCCGCUACCGCACCUUGCGCCAGGCGGUGAUCAAGGCGCAGGCGCUGGCCAGAGGCAGGAGGACGCGCAUACGCUUCAUCAUGCUCAAGGAAGAGAUGGCCAGACGAAAGAAAGCGGAGGAACUAGCCAAGCAGAGGGCAGAGAGGGAGGCGCGCCAGAACCAGGCUGAGCAAGAGAGAGUCCAGCGCUCCGUGGCGGGGGUGAACCACCUUGAGAUCCCAGCCGAACUGGCCUUUAUACUCUCCAAAAUCAACGACUGGGAGAAGCCUCAUGGAGACAGGAACAUUGCACGAGCAGGGGCACCCGUCCGUCCAGCAGCCAUACACUACAACCUACCACACGACAUUGACUACCACCCGUACUCCAAGUUUACCAGCAUAUACUUCAAGUCACACAUCUGGGGAAUGAAACGAGAACCCAUCAAGACACCUUUCUUAUCCAAGUCUCGGGAUGCUGACUACAGUGACUCCCUGGCAGUCUUCAAGCUCAUCCUUAGAUUCAUGAAUGACCAUACUCUGUCUGGCGUCAGGGAAACUGUGCUCGGUAACUACAUCGCUAACAAGGGUCUGGUGAACGAGCGACUUCAGGAUGAGAUAAUAUGUCAGUUAUGUAACCAGACGUGGCGCAACGAGAACACUGCCAACGCUGAGAGAGGUUGGCUCCUGCUGGCCAACUGUCUCUCUGUCUUCCCUCCAUCUUCCACACUCUACAAGUACAUUCUCAAGCAUGUGUCGGACCAUGGUCUCAACGGAUACGCAGGUCUGUGUCAGAGGAAGCUGCUCUCCUCACACAAGAGGUCAUCAGGAGUGGCCCGCACCUACCCACCCACUGACCUCGAGUGGAGGGCCAACCGCAAGAAGGCUCGCAUGGCCCUUGAGGCUCAUUUUCCUGAUGGCAGUACAGGAAUAGGCGAGGUCGACUCGUGGACCACCGCUGAGGAGUUCGCAGCGGGUCUUCUGGACGAGCGUGGCAUCACUAACAACGUAGGCUGGACAGUGGCUAUAACGCAAGAUGACACUAUGGUGGAGACACCAGGUCUGGAGUAUGUCUUGGACCUGAUCGGAGAGAGGGAGGUACCUCCUGCCUUCCCUAGAUGCACCUCCAGCCUCCUCACUACAGGAGCACAGCCAGAGCGUCGGUCGUCAGCACCGGUUCUCCUGCCCACUGUGGAGGUGACAGACACCACUCCCAUCGAGGAGUCCCCAGUGGUGGCACGAAGGACCCGAUCGCCUCCAGCCUUAACACGAAAACUUUCUAGAGAAGCUCUUGAAGCCCACGACCAGGUGAUGAGCAACAGUAAGGAGGCAGCUGGGGAUGGUAUAGGACUCUCCAGAACGUCUGCCCUCAACAACCGUUACUUCGAUGAUAAGAACAAGAGUCGAUCACUGGAUAACCUCUUAGAGGGACCGCCUGAUAUUCAGAUGCUAGGUUUAUCAAGAAGCCGCUUGAAUGAACGCUACCACAGUGUGGAACGUCUUACUGAGCAAAGUACUGUUUAUAAUGGGCGAGCAACACAAGACCUCGACCACCUGGAGUCAGUCUCCCAGCGAGGAGUGGCCAAGUCACUCUCUGGCUCCAGGACCUGGAACAAAUACGACCUGCUAGAAGAGAGAAACGGUGUUGAAGGUGGGGAAGAUGAGACCAAGACUGAAUACUCGCGAGUGUCGAGCAGGUACAUCAAAGGUGGGCAGGCGGGACGGAGGGCUCAUGGGUCUGGUUCACAUCAUUCCAGCAGAGCAUACAUUGAGCGAGAGUAUCUCAAGUCCUCAGCCAUGUCAGAUACUAGUGAGGCUCCCUCCUUAGCUUCUCAUGUGCGUAGAGUACGUGUCCCUUCCCAGGCGUCAGAUGUGGAUCAAUUCCUGGAUGAUCUUUUCAUGCCAGUGCUCAACUCGCAGCUUGAUGAGCUGUCUGAUGCUCGAUCUCUGGCUGCGUCUAUUAAGGGCGGAGGUAACACUGUCUCAUCACAACCAGUCUACACAGACGAUGACCUGGAUGACACUAUUGUCUUGGCAAGGACACGGCAGGGAUCCUUCCGGCGUCAAAGUCUACUAAACAUUCUACAAGAUGUAGAUCUUAACGAAUCUUUGACCACCCUAGCGACUAUACCCUUGCUAACAGAGGCCCUGAAAGGAGGCGGCCAGGGAGCAGCCGAAGUGGAGACUGGAGCACCUCCUACCACUGCGGGAGGUACUUUCUACCCUAAUGUGUCAAUGUCUGGAAUGCCUGGGUCUCCUAAUUCCUUCAUGCCUGCUGGCACAGUUCCCCUCUAUUCUGCAGGUGGAAUAAAUAUGCCAGGAAUGCAGACACAAAGCCAGGCUACAAACGUGGAUCAUGGCCAGUUGCUUGUCCAUCAACAAAACAUCCAGCGAGCCUUCCUGCAAUCUGCCGUGGCACAGAACAUCCAGAUCCAGCAGCACCUGAUGGCACAGAACCAGGCGCUGCAGCAGCUACUUGCUCAGUCCAUUCCGCACAUGGGCAUGGCAUCACGGGACUUUAGUCCACAGAGUGCCCUCGGCCUAAAUAUUCUCGGCAUGAUGUCAAUGUCCGGGAUGCCAAUGACGCCAGGUAUGACCAUGGCUCAGGGGAUGCCCAUGAUGUCAGGUAUGCCCAUGAUGUCUGGCAUCCCUCUGAGCCCUGGGGUACCAAUGACAACUAUUCCAAAUAUGGGAAUGACUGGCUUGGCGGGCAUGACAGGCAUCUCGGGCAUGGCAGGGGCAGCUGAUGGAACCCAGGUUGGCAGGGGUCACUACCAGGUGGGCGGAGAUACGUACUCCCUCCCUCAGAGACGCGGCAUCAACAACAACAAUAAGGUAUCAUUCCAAGAGCCAGAACACAGUGAGUUGUGGAGUACUGAGAAGGCAGGAACAACAGAAGGGGAGGCUGAUGGUGCAUCAGCAGGAGCAGCCCGCAGGGUGACCGGCCCUCCCAUGUCUCCUCCACCUCCCUUGGUGAUGCUGAGUCCGGAAUCAGGGGUACCUAUGUUCUCCCAAGCUGCUGCACUCUCAUCUCCCGUCGGAGAACAAAGCCAGAAGAAGAAUUCAAAUGCCUCGGAUGAUGCCAAAAUGUUCCAUGACUUUAGUCUAGGACCUGGGUCCCCGGGCUCUCCUCCGCCACCACACAGCUACGGCCCUACUGAGUCCCCAUGGGGAGGACUGGUACCCCCGCCUCCGCCCAUGCCCACACACCUACAAGUUGAGGAUGGUGCCGGAGGCUUCAUGGACCCCUACCAGAGGGCCAAGACGGUGAGGAUCGGCAAGUGGAGAUGGCCGCCUCCGAAGGGAGAGGAAGACCCAAAUGACUCCUUCCUGCAAUUCAAGAUAAGACAGCAGACCAAGAAGAUGUCUAAACAACAUGAUGGAAAAGAUUCCCAGCGGCCCAGUCGUGAUGAGAGUUUCACCAUAGAGUGGGAGGAGUUUGAGGUGGGAGGCAUUCCCAGCAGUGCUGAGUCCAGUCCUCGCAAGGACUCUUCACACCAACAGAUGAUGUACAUAAUGCAGUUACAUCAUCAGCAGCAACAGCAGCAGCAGCAGCAGCAGCAGCAGCAGCAGCAGCAGCAGCAGCAACACCAACAGCAACUACUACAGCAACAACAGCUACAGCAGCAGCAGCAGCAACAGCAACAGCAGCAACAGCAACAGCAGCAACAGCAACAUCAACAGAUGAAGUCCCAACAGACAAAUGGGCACGGACCAAGCACUCCAAGAGAAAAGAGUGAGAACAAGGAAAAGGGAGCCACAAGACGGCGGCGAGACUCUUGGGAUAACCCAGUAGACGAUGGGAAGUCUUCGGGUGUUGGCAAGCUCAAGAUCUCCCGCGAGAUGAGGGAGAAGCUGGAGGCUCUCACUUCAUCUCAUCCAUCAAGAGCUCAAAAAGGCCCCGUGAUGCAGAUGCAACAGCAGCAACAACAGCAACAGACGAGAGGCAUCAAGAAGCUUGAGGCUCACCGCCGUUUUCUUCUACAACACCAGCUGGAGGGAGACAAGUGGGACACGGUAGAUUCCAUCAAGCAAGUCACUUCUAAAGUAGAUAAAGGGGGAUCAGUGCCCCCUCCUCCACCUGUAGCACCCCCAAGUGUGUACAUGAACCGGAGGCCCCCAUCCCCAGCACCCUCUGUGUCCUCCCAGGAGAGCUCCCCCGUCAUUCCCCAGCCCAGGUCUCCUCCUCUACCUAUCCAGCCUUCAGGGUUCCGGACCACUGUGGACUACCAUGCUGACAAUAGUGACCGCCGAACCUCUGUCUCCACUAUGCACACAGAGAAAACGGAACAUUUCGAACUUGAGGAGUCAUCAGAGUUCCUACAGCCAGUGGACAGUGCACCAGUGUUGAUCGACCAAGAGAUGGAGAAGAGGUCAUACGAGGCCAUAAAGACCAGACUCCUCCCAGCUCCUCAUGGCUCUCACAUCACUUACUCCCGCGUCCCCUGGUCUCUCACACUCAGGAAAGAGUUGUUUAUCCCUGGAGAGCAGUUGUACGGGGAUGCUCUUCACCUGGUGUUCUGCCAGGUGGUGCUCGAUGUAUAUGCAGGCAACACUCCCAGGAUCACACUUGAUCAACGCACACACAUGAGGAAGAUGUUGGACAAUAGAGGCGUGACUCCCAACAACACCUUUUCACCUCACCACAAGAACUCUCUGAAGAAGGAGAUCGUUGAGAUGGCCAAGACAUGGCCCCUCUACUUUGCUGCUAUCUUCCCCGUCACUGGGUCACGUAAGGCAGGCGAUGUGGAGAUGCUGGCUGUCUCACACUCAGGUAUCAGACUCCUACGUCGCGACCACAACCACUUCAGUAUCAUCAGCACCUUCAACACGGUAGAGGAGGCAGAGUGCCCACGAGCCGGGUCACUGAGACUGGUGGCCGCUGGAGGCACCAGGAUGAUCCUCUAUACCCCGAGGGCUAAGCAGAUAGCUGCCAUCCUCCACAAAUACAUCUCCAUACCAAAACCUGGAAGCCAAGAGUUUGUACGGGCAGUAGCAGACUACAUCACCCGGGAAAACACGCUGCUCAGCUUCAAGAAGGGAGAUAUCAUCAGAGUCAACGGUGCUGACAGAUACGAGGAUAAUGGUUGGUUGCAGGGAACACUUGAUGGCCGCACAGGACUUUUUCCUGUUGAUUAUGUUGUACCAAUUGCCAGGUCAGAAGCCAGAAUUGCUGCUUCAGCUGCUGCUUCUGCUACUACCAGUACUGUUGUUACCACUGCAACCACCACCAUUGCUGCUACCAAGCCUCAGGUUGAUGUCCUCGAAACAAGCUUGAUAGAAAACGAGUCUGAAAUGCGAAGUGCUCUAAGUGCAGGCACUUGGAUUCAGCAGCCCAUCCACACCAACCCCCGCAUCCAGUCUCAUCAUGAUGACUCUGGCCACUCUUCUGGUGGAGAGGGAGGUGGUGGGCCAGGUAGUGGUGAAGGUCCAGGAAGUGGAGGAGGGCCAGGUAGUGGAGGGGGUGGGAGCCAGCCUGUGGUCCAUGACGGGAAGCACUCUUUGCUUCAGUUUGCCCUCCAGCAUUUCAGAUUGUCCAAAGAACAAGGCAUUGUGCAGUCUGAUGGUACACUCCAGACCAACAAAACCAAGAAGAAGAAGGGCAACAAGGACCACGUUGCAGAGUGGACAUGGAAAGAGCAGGUUGAGAUGGUAAAGUUCAGCCAGUCACCACUCUCUGCAUCAUUGCUUCCAUUGGAGCCUGAGUUGAGCCAGAUGGCUGUGGAGAGCUUUGUGGCAGUGAUGCGCUAUAUGGGAGAUUACCCUAUGGCACCCCAACACACUGAAGUUCAUUGUGUCUACACCAUUCUUAUGAACUGCCACAAGCAUCAUGUGUUGAGAGAUGAAGUGUACUGCCAGAUCAUGAAGCAGACAACCAACAAUAAAUCUUCCAUCCCAGACUCCUGCCAAAGGGGCUGGAGACUCUUCUCCAUUGUGGCAGCAUAUUUCACUUGCUCAGAAAACCUCAAGCCUUACCUCUUUAAAUAUCUCGAAACAGCAGCUUAUGAUAAAAGAAGAGCUUAUCAUGGAACAGCAAUGGUGUGUCUUCAAAAUCUUCGUAAGACGUUUAAUUAUGGUGGACGUAAAAAUGUUCCCAGCAUUGAGGAGAUAACUGCCAUAACUGCUGGUCGCAAUUCUAAGCGGCAAAUCUACAGACUUCCGGGAGGAACUGAAAGAGUUAUCAAUACCAAGAGUACUUCAGUGGUUCAGGAUAUUAUUGAGGAGAUGUGUAACAUGAUUGGUGUGAGGAAUCCACAUGAACAAGAGGAAUACAGCUUGUACUGUAUUGUUGAAGGUGACACUUUCACCAUGCCACUUGCUAGGGAGGAAUAUAUUCUCGAUGUCACAACAGAAUUAUUGAAAAAUCAACAGGUGUUCUACUUGAUAUUUUGUAGAAGUGUAUGGUAUUACCCAUUGCGUUCUGAUAACCCAUUGUAUUAUGAGGUUGUGUUCAAUCAGAUUGCUCCAGACUACCUUGAAGGUCUGCUCUUAGUAACGCCAGGAGAGCAGCUCCAGCAAGAAGUUAUUUAUGACAUUGCCAAAGUUGCUGCUCUCCUUCACCGUGCUGCUGACCUUGAAGAGAUGCCCAGUAUGAAAGAAGUAAAAUACUUGUUGCCAAAACCUGCACUAACUGUGCGAGAUGUGAAACCUCCACAGUGGGUCAAUAUGGUCCAAUCCGCCUGGCCAGAGGUUUCUGCCCUCACUAGUUUACAAGCCAAGGCACAAGUUCUUGAAAUCCUCCAAAUGUGGCCACUAUUUGGGUCAUCCUUCUUCGCUGUUAAGAGAAUAAUGGAACCAAAGGAAAGAACGGAUCAUAUCCUGGCUCUGAACAAAAAUGGAGUUCAUUUCCUUGAUCUUCUUACUCAUGAAACAUUGACCAGGUACAGUUUAGCUGAGGUGAUGAGCACAAGGAAAGUCAAGAGUGAAGAGGAAUUGUAUCUAGACAUGAAGUGUGGCAACCUAAUGCAGCAGCGCAUCACCCGCAUACAAACUGACCAAGCUCACGAAAUCUCUCGUCUCAUACGCCAGUACAUUACAAUUGAGCAGCGUGUAACCGGACACACUCGAGGAGAUAAUCCUAAAGAUCUGACCCUUUCUAGAUGAGUUGUAAUGAAAGACUUUGUAAUUUUAAACAAAUUUUCCAAGGUUGUCAUAUGAAAUAGGAUGCACUGUUGAUUAGUAAACAUGGCACCUGUCUCGUUCACAGUUGGUUGUAAAGGAGAAAAUCAGCAUCAACUAACUUGAAAAGAUAACAGUUGUGAAUAUAGGUAGUUUUCCUAAUUUUGAUGUCAUGAAGGACAUUUUCCUAAUUCUGGUAAGACCAUAUUUCUUCAUAUAUGGGAGACCUGUGAUACUUCCUCAUGAAAUAGUGCACCUGAAAAGGCAAUAGCAUAAGACUGCACAAACAUGUGCCAAUUAUCCAACACAAAAUUGACAUUCCUAAAGCUCAAAUGCACUGUUGUACAUUGAAACUUGUGCUAAAUGAGUAAUUUUAUUAUGUUUAUUGUUGGUCAGUGCUAGCACAUGUGGCUCUUGCCUCCCUUAACUGUACAGAAGAAAACGGAUUCAGUAUUCAGUAAUGUUACCAUGUGAAUUCGUGCAUCUGUUUGUGAUGCAGAGGGAGGUGCAUAUGCAACAUGUUUCUGACCUGCCUUUCAAACUAUUAGUGUGUGUCUUUUGGUGUAUGAACAACUAAUAUUUGAGUAAUUGUUGUGCAAGAGGAAAAAUGCAUGUAAUGAAGGGUGGUAUAUAUGAAGACUUAAGUACUGAUGCCAUAUAACCUCUAAAUUGUAAGUAUUUGUCUGCAUGGAAUGAAUAUAACAACCAAGUGUAAGUGGCAAUCUAUAAUUUUUCUAAAUUUAUUUCUUUAGGUAACUGAAAUGGAGCAAGACAGUUUUACUCGUCAGUUUAACAUCAUAUAUGAAUACCAUGCAGAGCAUAAAUUCCGUUGAAUGAAAGUGUAUACAUACUGUAAUAAAUUAUUUAUUAGUUUACUGUGCAUGACCAAAAUUACCUUCAGUGUAAAGCCAACAAUAAUAAGAAAAAGCUUUUCAGCAAAAAAUGCAUUUCUGUAUCUAGAUAAUCAACGUAUCUUGUGAACUGCUCAAAUGUGCGAGUUUGUAUAUUGUAUUGUUACUAAAAUAUACUAGUUUUUAUUUUAUUACAAUUCUUCAUGCUGUAACUGUAGAGCUUAGUAGCAAUAUGAUAAACAUUUAUAUUUUAUUUUAAUUUUAUAUGUACAUUAUUUUGUCAGACACAGUACAGGUAGAUCCAAGAAGUUAAUUAAUUUUUCAUUCCUAUCCAAAAUAUUUUUAACAAGUUCAUGCAUGUCAAGAUUUUUAUUUAUUUUUCAGCAUGUUGGCUCAAAAAUGUUCACCCUGUACAUAAACUAAUGUUUUGUAUUUUCUCACAUGCAUUCAUUUUACAUUUUUAACAUCUUAAAAGGCAGAAUAAAAAAAUAACUGUG